GACAACUGAAAAACGUUAUAGCAGAGUUAGUUGAAUUAUCAACGAAACAUUAGUCUAAAUUAUAUUAACAGUAUUUUGUUCAAGACAUUUCUGUUAAAUUAAUCUAUGCGUACUUUCUUGGCAAUUAUGUGAAAAACUCGUUAAGAUUCGUUAUAUGGACUUAAAUUAACUUAAUUUUCUUCGUGGCCUUUGGGAGACAAUCAAUUGAGAUGGGUCUGCUGGAUAAGCUCUCGACAUGGCUCGGCAAAGGUCGCAUGGAAGUAACUGUUCUGGUGCUGGGCUUGGACAACAGCGGGAAGAGUACGAUGCUGAACACCUUGCGCCCUCCUGAGCAAAGAGCGCAGCAUUUAAUGCCAACCGUUGCACAGAACCAUGAUAGUUUUCAAAGUGGCGGAGUUAGUUUCACGGCUUGGGAUGUGUCGGGGGCGCCGCGGCACCGCGCGCUGUGGGAGAGACAUUACCGUCGAGCGCACGCCGUCAUAUUCGUCGUGGACUCCGCCGAUCAUCUUAGAUUGGUGGUAGCUCGCGAGGAGCUGGAGCUCAUGCUGGCUCAUCCGGACAUGUGCGGUCGGCGCAUUCCCUUACUGGUGUUCGCGAAUAAAUGCGACGCGCCGCACGCACUCGCACCCAUGCAGAUUGCUGCAGUUUUAGGUCUAGAGCGUAUCACGGACAAGCCGUGGCACGUGUGCGCGUCCAUUGCGCUCUCCGGGGCUGGACUGGCGGACGGCGUGGCGUGGCUCGCCAGACAGAUCCGCGACGCACAUCUGCCCAAAAGUUAGGCUCGACAAGGAUGUACGAGCUAGUCACAGAAAAACUACUUCGAACGCCAUCAAAAGCAAAAAGCUUCAGGAGUGCUAGCUCAAAGAAUUUGUUUCUAUUAAUUGAAUUAUUGUGCAUAAUACCGUAACGAGUGUGUACUUUUCUAGGAUACUACACCGCUUUUGUUGAUAAAACCUUAAACUUUUUAAUAAAAUAAUUAAUCGAAAAAAGGUUUCUCAUUUGCACCCUGUGUGUAAGGUGCCAAUGUAAUAGACAUUUCUACAGUAAAUGCGCCACCUUGAGAUAUAACUUCUAAGGUCUCAAGUAUAGUUACAAUGGCUGCCUCACCCCUCAAACCGAAACGCAUUACUGCUUCACGGCAGAAAUAGGUGGGGUGGUGGUACCUACCUGUGCGAACUCACAAGAGGCCCUACCACCAGUA
Bombyx mori (domestic silkworm) is the source of this 1201-nucleotide messenger RNA. It is a transcript of the gene Arl6, whose product is annotated as ADP-ribosylation factor-like protein 6. The coding region runs from base 210 to 779 and encodes 189 amino acids. The record is from RefSeq and is a predicted model, not a curated record. Gene Ontology annotation, biological process: vesicle-mediated transport; intracellular protein transport; protein localization to cilium. Gene Ontology annotation, molecular function: GTPase activity; GTP binding. Lineage: Eukaryota; Metazoa; Arthropoda; Insecta; Lepidoptera; Bombycidae. The transcript is spliced from 5 exons. Gene Ontology annotation, cellular component: cytoplasm; axoneme.